This is a messenger RNA of Cornus florida, 2215 nucleotides long. Its product is annotated as protein IQ-DOMAIN 11. The record is from RefSeq and is a predicted model, not a curated record. Lineage: Eukaryota; Viridiplantae; Streptophyta; Magnoliopsida; Cornales; Cornaceae. Gene Ontology annotation, molecular function: protein binding. The transcript is spliced from 6 exons. The coding region runs from base 320 to 1738 and encodes 472 amino acids.
AAUUGAGAGAAGCAGAGGCCCCAUGGAGCACAAAAGAUUCUCAUAAUUCAAAAGAAGGUUCCCUCCAUGAAUACAUAUGACUGCCUUUUUCUAUACAAUUCUGCUUUAACACCCACGUGUUGAACAGAUGAAACUUAUCAUGAAAAAAGGAUCAGAAUUAUGAAUUAUUGAACGCAAGCAAAAGAAAGACCAUCAUCAACUUGAGCGUCCUUGGAGCUCUCAAAAAAUCUGCCUCUUUCUGCUCUUUGAUAUCAUAAACAAUGCUUCAUCUGAAUUUUAAAGCUACUCUUUCUGAAUUUCAUGAAAGUGAUGGUUCUUAAUGGCAAAGAAGAAGAGCUGGUUCAAUCUACUAAAGAGGUUGUUCAUUUCAGACACACAUUCAAAGCCAGAAAAGAAGGAGAAGAGAAGGAGAUGGGCAUUUGGAAGGCUUAAAAUCAAGAGAUUAGCCUCAAUUGCAGCGCCGUCGCCAUCAAGAGAAGGCGCGCUAUGUGAAGCAGACGAGCAGAGGAAGCAUGCUGUGAAUUUGGCUAUUGCAACAGCUGCUGCGGCUGAAGCUGCCGUGGCUGCUGCAGAGGUUGCUCGGUUAAAUGGCAUCGAUCAAUUUAGCUAUCAAUACGAGGCAGAAACACGAGAAUUUUCACCCCAUCACAUUCUAACCAUUGCUCCUCAAUUGGCUCAUCAAUGUGAGAAGGAGAUUCAAAAUCGCGCUGCCACCAAAAUUCAGACUGCUUUUCGCAGCUAUCUUGCAAGGAAAGCUUUGAGAGCAUUGAAGGGACUUGUUAGGCUUCAAGCCAUUGUUAGAGGCCGAGCCGUUAGACGCCAAGCUAUCACUACUCUAAGGUGCUUGCAGUCCAUUGUAAAUAUCCAGUCACAGGUCUGUGCAAGGAGAGGUCAAAAGGGGGAGGGAACUUGGCAUUGUGAUGACAAACAAGAGUUGGGAGAUUUGAGAGACAAGGAGAUAAAGAUUGAUUCAAACAGUCAGAGAAGGUGGGAUGAUAGCAUUCUAUCAAAGGAGGAGGCAACUGCGCUGUUCUUAAGCAAGAGAGGGGCCCUAAUCAAGAGAGAACGAAUGAAGGAAUACUUGAGCCAUCGCAAGUCAGCAGAAUCAGAAGAGAACAAGGUAAAUGGAAGAUGGAGAGACUUGUUAGAACAAUGGGUGGACACCCAAUUGGCUAAAAGGGAAGACCUUAAAAUCCCAGACACAGUUUUCUCUCCAAAGGCAAGAGUCAGAGAGGAAUUUGGAGGAAAACAACUCAAACUGAGAAAUUCCCCAAAACAAUAUCACAUAGAGGGACUGGACUCACCAAUGCAUGUCCCCAGAAGAUCAUUUAAUCAUCGAAAGCAACGAUCCAUUGGAGAUGGCAAUUCCUUCGCAGGCUCCCCCAUUGUUCCAACUUACAUGGCUGCUACUGAAUCUGCCAAGGCAAAAGCAAGAUCAAUGAGCUCGCCGAGGUUAAGGCCAGUGAGUUUAGACACUUGCUCUGAAACAAAUUCACCAUACAAGUAUAAGCUCUCUCCUAUAUCUUCUCUCAACAGCGACGUGUUGGGAAGCAGUAGGAUUGGCAAUCCCAGUGUUUUCCAACAGAGAUCUCCGUGCAUAAAAAGUCUUCCAAGUCACUUGAAAUCAAGCAGAACCUUGAAGGAUCUCAGCUUUGAUUCAGGGUGCUCAUUGCCAACUUGGGAUCACAUGGUGCCUUCAGCCGAUUCACUGGCUGGAGCAAGAAUUUACAACAGUUGAGUUGGUUUUGAGUACAGAAAGUAGUGAUGUUGUGUUGAUGUUUCAUCUGCUAGCCAACAGAUCAUAUUUGAUUGCUAAAUGGUCCAUUGUAGAAAAAAUUCAUCAACAGUCUCUGCCAAAGACUAACUCAUCUCAACUUAGGAGGCUUUGAAUAUAUCAGUAAUUUAUAAUUUUGGUGACCUAAACAGUUGUAAAAUCCUAUGUUUCGAUUUAUUUUUUUCAUCUUUCGACCAAGUAAGGAAGUGGAUAAGAUUCCUUCUAAUGCAAGAAGAAGAAGAAUUUUCGGAUGCAAAUCUUGACAUUUCAACAUAGGCAAUGCAGCAAUGCAACUUUCCCAGUUUCCCCCCAUCAUUCUUCUUGCUUGUUGCAAUUCAUGAAGUGACAACACCCAAGAGCUCUUUGUCGCCUAAAAUGCAGUCAUCUAUCAUGUACAAAAUUGGCAUUUCUCUACCGUUACUGAUCUUUUCAUUUUUCAUA